This is a messenger RNA of Misgurnus anguillicaudatus (oriental weatherfish), 1452 nucleotides long. It is a transcript of the gene tmem38a, whose product is annotated as transmembrane protein 38A. Gene Ontology annotation, cellular component: membrane. Lineage: Eukaryota; Metazoa; Chordata; Actinopteri; Cypriniformes; Cobitidae. Gene Ontology annotation, molecular function: potassium channel activity; identical protein binding. Gene Ontology annotation, biological process: potassium ion transmembrane transport. The record is from RefSeq and is a predicted model, not a curated record.
CUUGUGCUCUAUAUUAAUAGGCAUCUGUAUGAGCAGAGCCCUUUACUCGUGCAGAAGAAGACUCUCUUCAUGUGGUAGAGUCAAAAGAACAUCAUGGAGGUACUGGAUGUCCUAAAUCUGGGCGAAAUUGCCCAUUAUUUCUCUAAAAUGGCGAUGUUUCCAGUGUUUGAUGUCGCUUAUUAUAUCGUGUCGAUACUCUACCUCAAAUAUGAACCAGGUGCUGUGGAGGUGUCCCGUAGAAGUCCAGUGGCCUCUUGGCUUUGUGCUAUGCUCUACUGUUUUGGGAGUUAUAUACUAGCAGACAUCAUGUUGGGUGUGUCACCAAUAGACUAUUUCCAUAACAACAGUCACAUCCUACUGGCUUCAGCUGUCUGGUACCUGAUCUUCUUUUGCCCUCUUAACCUGUUUUACAAAUGUGUGGCAUUUCUGCCAGUGAAACUUGUGCUGGUGGCCCUGAAAGAAGUUGUCCGAACUCGUAAAAUUGCUGCUGGAGUUCAUCACGCUCACCACGCAUAUCACCACGGGUGGUUGAUCAUGGUUAUCACUGGUUAUGUUAAGGGGUCAGGGGUCGCUCUCAUGUCCAAUUUUGAGCAGCUGUUGCGUGGAGUGUGGAAGCCUGAGACCAAUGAAAUCCUCAACAUGUCAUUCCCCACUAAAGCAAGUCUGUAUGGAGCGAUUCUGUUCACACUACAGGAGGCCCAUUUGCUCCCUGUGUCAAAGAGCAUACUCAUCUGUCUCUUUACUUUCUUCAUGGCAUCAUCCAAGGUUUAUAUGACAGCCCGUCACUCUCACGGCUCGCCCUUCGCCCUCGUCGAGUCCUGGUUGUGCCAUCUGCUGUUUGGUUCUCCUCUUGGCGGUGGUGAGGAUGCUCACGAUCACCACCACCACUCUGCUCCUGCUGCCGCCCCUGCACCUCUAUCUCCUUCCAAAACCAAGGAGGAACUGAGCGAAGGAACCCGCAAGAGAAAGUCAAAGAAAGCCGAGUAGAGCACCGACAUUAAACCAUCAACCCAAGCUGUAAAAUAACACAGGGGCUCCGCUCUGUUCGAGAAAAGAUUUUGAUGUUAAGUCAAAGCAAGUUUCUCUUUCAAUGGUGCUUUUAAUAACAGACAUGCCACAUACUGUAGGGACUGUAUAUAGCUUCCCAAAAUAUGUGUAUUUAUUUAUUUUUCACAAUGUUUUCCAUCAUGGAAGCCCCAUGUUUUCAUCUGCUAAAGUGUACAGUAUGUCAUGAACAGAUGUAUAAUGAAUGAAUGAAUGAAUGAAUGGCAGCACGAGGUCAAUCUGCCUUAAAUUGACUACAGAUUUGAAGGUCAAUCCAACCAACUCGAGAAAAAAAGUCACCACUGUUUGAUGUCCACAUCACUUGAGUGCUUUUCACAUUCGAUGGCAUUAAAUUGAAUAAUAUAUUUUUCAAAUCAAAUUAAAAUAAAUUAUUUUCAGCCAGAAGCA